UGAACUUGCGCUACCGCCAUAUUGCCCAGUCGCCCGCGGUGUGUUUAUAUUCGUUUUAUCGUGCGUUAUUUUCUUCACUGGGCAAUACCGCGAAUUAAAUAAACCGUGAGUGCACGUAAACCCCCCUAAAAUCAACAGUCGAUCCCAUCGUGUCAUUGAUAAUUACCCGUUGUCACUCAAGUGCUAAAUUUCAUUGAUCACUUGCGAGAAAUAAUCGCGAGAAAAUAACUCAACGGGAGGUGCGUGUGUGGCCUUGUGCUUUACUGUUUUGGUUUUUAGUGUGUGUCUGACAGCUCCAUUUGUGUAUUCCGUCAAUUUCUCCGUCAACCCCCUGUGCCACAAGGACACCUGACGCCAGCUGAUUCCAAAAUGCCCGUUCGUAAACAAGGUGGUGAGUGCGAAGUGCUCAUCGAUGAUGGGCCGUCACUGACGAAAGUAAUGUCAUAUUCCUCAGCUGCAACGGGUAGAAACUUCAGCUCAGAGGCUCAUCGAGCAUUGGAGCUCCUGGAGGAUUACCGUGCCAAGCUUACAAGGCCUCAGGAUAAGCAGUUACGACUCGCCAUCGAGCGUGUAAUUAGAAUCUUCAAGAGCAGGCUCUUCCAGGCUCUCUUAGAUAUUCAAGAAUUCUAUGAGCUGACACUGCUUGACGAAUCCAAGUCCGUGCAGCAGAAGACAGCCGAGACAAUUCGCAUUGCGGACAAAUGGGAGGCAAGCGAUGGCCCAAUAACCCCAACUUUCGCUCAAAAUGAUGGUGGUCCAGCGUCAGCUUUCCCGCUGACCCAGACACUGUUGAACAUUUAUGGCCGCAGGUCGGCCAGCCCUGAUGUCCCUGUUGACCAAAGCCAGAAAAUAUAUUACCCAAGAGAUGCUACAAGAGGGGUAGAGGAUCAUCUUCCUCCUCCACCAUCGCCGCCGCUGUUGAAAGAUGCUGUCCAGCUUGAUGGGGUUCCUAGACCCAAUUCCGUGGAGAGAGUUCUUCAUGCUGAUGGCAGCCAGCAUAUUCAAGACAAGCACGAGAUGCUCAAUAAGAGCCAUGACAGCUGGCAGGGACACGAUGGCGAUCAGGCAAAUGGGGACGAUGACUUCGAAUACGAGGAAAUCGUAUUGGAGCGCGGUGGUGCAGGACUUGGCUUCAGUAUCGCUGGUGGAACUGAUAAUCCCCACAUUGGCAACGAUACAGCAAUUUAUAUUACAAAACUUAUACCGGGUGGUGCUGCCUCCGCGGACGGACGUUUGCGCGUCAAUGACACGAUACUACAGGUGAAUGACGUUACGGUCGUCGACGUACCACAUGCGACGGCCGUUGACGCACUCAAGAAAGCUGGGAACACAGUUAAAUUGUACGUCCGAAGACGAAGAAAUCCCGCCUCCCACCUAGUUGAGAUAGAACUGAUCAAGGGUAACAAGGGCCUUGGCUUCAGUAUCGCCGGUGGAAUUGGCAAUCAGCACAUACCCGGUGAUAAUGGGAUAUACGUCACGAAGAUCAUGGAGGGUGGAGCUGCCCAGGUUGACGGACGUCUCGUUGUUGGCGACAAAUUGGUGGCCGUCAGGAACACACUGGGCGAAAAAAACCUGGAGAACGUGACGCACGAGGAGGCAGUGGCCACACUGAAGGCCACCCAGGACCGAGUGGUCCUUCUCGUAGCCAAACCGGAAGGGAUCCUGCCACCCCCGCCCCCCGCCUCGGACCAUUCGCUGUCGCCACAACCACGCAAACAAAACGGUUCAGUGUCAGCCCUGGAGAACAACUCUCUCGCCUACUCUCAGGAGUCUCGUCACGCCUCAUCCCUAGCUCUUCACGGUAACCAAACACCCCGGGCUGUAUCGCAAGAGGACAUCUCACGAGAAGUGCGUACGGUGUUGUUGAAUAAAGGAACAUCGGGUCUGGGAUUUAACAUUGUUGGCGGUGAGGAUGGCGAGGGUAUUUUUAUCUCGUUCAUCUUAGCCGGUGGACCAGCUGAUCUCAGCGGCGAGCUGAGGAGGGGCGAUCAGAUACUCAGCGUCAAUGGAAUCAAUCUUAGGACUGCGACACAUGAGGAGGCUGCGGCCGCACUCAAGGGAACCGGACAAACGGUCACAAUAGUCGUUCAGUACAAACCGGAGGACUACAACAGGUUCGAAGCAAAGAUCCAUGAUCUCAAACAACAGAUAUCCCAGCAGAAUAUGACAACAGGCACCCUCAUGAGGACCUCACAGAAGAAAUCACUCUACGUAAGAGCCCUGUUCGACUAUGAUCCUAACAAGGACGACGGUCUGCCGAGUCGAGGUCUCGCCUUCCGUUACGGUGAGAUACUCCACGUCACGAAUGCGAGCGAUGACGAGUGGUGGCAAGCGAGAAGGGUCACCCCACAGGGUGACGAGGAGGGCUUGGGGAUUAUUCCGUCACGCAGAAGGUGGGAGAGGAAGCAGCGGGCUCGAGAUCGCUCUGUCAAGUUUCAGGGACACAUGCCCGUUAUAUUGGAUAAGCAAUCAACAUUGGAUAGAAAGAAGAAGAACUUCUCCUUCAGCAGAAAAUUCCCCUUCAUGAAAAGCAAAGACGACAAGUCUGAGGAUGGCUCUGACCAAGAACGGUCGCCCACCACACCCGAGAAUGAAAACGAUCCUACUCCAUUCAUGCUGUGCUACACCCAGGACGACACCAACACCGAAGGAAGUAAAGAAAUUUUAUAUCGCGUUGAACUGCCCUAUAUGGAAGAACUGACCUUAGUUUAUCUGGAAAAGGAGGGCGAUGAGAAUGUUGAGGAGCUUAGCAGCGAGGAGAAUGUCCUGUCUUAUGAACCAGUUCAGCAACUCACCAUUCAGUACACUCGUCCAGUUAUUAUUCUGGGCCCACUGAAGGAUCGUAUCAAUGACGAUUUGAUCUCGGAAUUCCCCGACAAAUUUGGCAGCUGUGUACCACACACAACGAGAAGUAAAAGAGAAUACGAAGUCGACGGUCGUGAUUACCACUUCGUAGCGUCGAGAGAACAAAUGGAGCGAGACAUUCAGAAUCACUUGUUCAUCGAGGCUGGACAAUACAAUGACAAUCUGUACGGUACAUCUGUCGCUUCCGUACGAGAAGUUUCUGAAAAGGGUAAACACUGUAUCCUCGACGUGAGUGGUAACGCAAUAAAAAGGUUACAAGUCGCCCAGUUGUACCCAGUCGCCAUCUUCAUAAAGCCGAAGUCCGUAGAAUCCGUGAUGGAAAUGAAUAAGAGGAUGACUGAGGAGCAGGCCAAGAAGACGUACGAACGUGCUCUGAAAAUGGAACAGGAGUUUGGAGAAUAUUUCACCGCUGUCGUUCAAGGCGAUACCCCCGAGGACAUCUACCUAAAAGUCAAGGAAGUCAUCAACGAGCAGUCUGGCCCAACCAUCUGGGUGCCAUCUCGAGACCAGCAACUGUGACGUCCUGCCCCCCAUGACCAGCCCAGUCCGAAUCCCUGGACACUACCCCCAAGGCGUAAUGAGUAGUAAAACCCAACGACUUCUGCCACAAAAUCGAAAUGAAAAGCAAAAGCGAAAAUCUUAAGAGAAAACUUCCAACUUUCGAACUUCUGCGCCUUCCCCCUUCCUCCCCCCCCCUCCCCCCCGCCCCUACGGUAAUUACUACCUAAAUUAGCACAAUUUUUGAUAGAGGCUCGUCUGUGCGAUAUUUCUCGUUGCCUCAAGGAAAUUGAAGAAUUGAAAUCACAAGAGAAUUAAAUGACGAUGAGACACGUUAAGGUAAUUUUACCCUCGAUAUGGUCGUGUUUAUUUGAGAUGAUUCUGUUGAAUAAUCGAGUUAUGAUGAAAAUAUUCACGUGAGAUAUUUUAAGAUGAUUUUUUAUCAUUUGUUUUAAUGAUUUGAGGGAUGAAAACUGGAGAUUUGAGGAAGUUGGAGAGUAUUGGGGGAUUUUUUUGAGAAUAUCUCGAGAGCGAGUGGGUUUAGAGAAAAAUGCCAGAAUUACUUUUUGUAGAAAAUUUUAGAAGCUGUAAAAAAGGUCUAGAGACAUUUUCUUGUAAGAUCGAUUGUUAUCGAGUUAAAUCGAUUUUUAACAGAUGAUAAAAUCGAUCAUUUCACUCAUUACGUGAAUUUGAUUGAUCAAUUUGUUAAUUAUCUCAGUAACGAGUAGUUUUAGAAAAAAAUGUCAGAGGAACUUUUUUUAGAGAAUUUCAU
Messenger RNA from Diachasma alloeum, 4135 nucleotides. RefSeq names its product disks large 1 tumor suppressor protein (gene dlg1). The transcript has 23 exons. Lineage: Eukaryota; Metazoa; Arthropoda; Insecta; Hymenoptera; Braconidae. Gene Ontology annotation, cellular component: postsynaptic density membrane; neuron projection; neuromuscular junction. Bases 370 to 3384 code for a protein of 1004 amino acids. The record is from RefSeq and is a predicted model, not a curated record. Gene Ontology annotation, biological process: chemical synaptic transmission. Gene Ontology annotation, molecular function: kinase binding.